Molecule: messenger RNA, 3078 nt
Organism: Tripterygium wilfordii
Lineage: Eukaryota; Viridiplantae; Streptophyta; Magnoliopsida; Celastrales; Celastraceae
Product: putative pentatricopeptide repeat-containing protein At3g18840
Exons: 3
Coding region: 97-2118 (673 amino acids)
Biological process (GO): RNA modification
Molecular function (GO): protein binding; RNA binding
Source: RefSeq, a predicted model, not a curated record
CGCAUUGAGCGACGUAUUUUCCCGGGCUUUGUAUGUUUGGCUCUUCUGUUAGUUCGUAAUAUGCACUUCCAUAGAAUUCCGAUGGUGUGGGUAUGAAUGAGGUCGUUACAAGAUGGCUUCUUGUUUCAUCUUCAUACCAUCAAGACUGGUUGGACGGCAACAACCAUGGCAUCAAACCAACUCGUCCACUUGUACGCUAAGCAUGGCUUUAUACAAGAAGCUCACAAACUGUUCGAUGAAAUUCCCGACCGAAAUGUCUUCUCCUGGAACACAAUAAUUUCCGCCUGCAUAAAGUCCAAUAAUUUAACAGAAGCUCAAGCUCUGUUCAACACCGCUUCUCAAAAGGAUUUGGUCACAUAUAACUCAAUGUUAUCAGGUUAUGCCGGCACUGAAGGGUAUGAAACUCACGCGUUUAGCUUAUUUGUCGAGAUGCAGAAGCUGCCUUCUCGUGUUGGAAUUGAUGAGUUCACACUGACAACAAUGGUUAACCUCACUGCUAAGCUAUCACUUGCUAGCUAUGGGAAGCAGCUGCAUUCGUAUAAGGUAAAAACAGGAAAUGAUAGGAGUAGAUUCGCUUUAAGUUCUUUGGUUGAUAUGUACUCCAAAUGUGGGUGUUUUGAAGAGGCUUAUAAGGUGUUUCAGGGAUGUGGAGACGUUCUUGAUUUGGUCGUGAAGAAUGCAAUGGUGGCAGCAUGCUGUAGGAAGGGGGAGAUGGAAAUGGCUUUGAGUUUGUUUUGGAGAGAGCCAGAGAUGAAUGAUACAAUAUCUUGGAAUACGUUGAUUUCUGGGCAUGUUCAAAAUGGUUAUGAGGAGACGGCAAUGAAAUUGUUCAUACGUAUGGGGGAGGAUCAAGUUAGGUAUAAUGAGCAUACACUGGCGAGUGUUUUGAGUGCUUGUGCUGGUUUGAGAAGUUUGAAACUUGGAAAGGAAGCUCAUACGUGGGUUUUGAAAAGGGGGUUCACAUCAAAUCCAUUUAUAAGCAGUGGUAUUGUUGAUGUUUAUUGCAAAUGCGAGAAUAUGAAGUAUGCAGAGAGAGUUCAUUCAGCAAAUGGGAUUGAGAACACUUUUUCUAUUUCAUCAAUGAUUGUGGGAUAUUCACUGCAAGGCAGCAUGUUGGAAGCCCGGAGACUCUUUGAUUCAUUGGUGGAAAAGAAUGUUGUUGUUUGGACUGCUUUAUUUUCAGGAUAUCUCAAAUCACAAAAAUGUGAAGCUGUCUUUGAACUCUUGAGGGAGUUUAGUGUAGAGGAAGGAAUAGUUCCUGAUGCUUUGAUCCUUGUCAGUGUUCUGGGAGCCUGUGCUCUACAAGCUUUCCUGGAUCCUGGAAAGCAGAUUCAUGGUUAUGUAUUGAGGUUGGGUCUCAAAAUGGAUGAGAAGCUGAUUAGUGCAAUGGUUGAUAUGUAUUCAAAGUGUGGGAAUUUAAGAUAUGCAGAGAAAAUAUUUUGGACAGUUAUGGGAAGAGACUUGGUACUUUAUAAUGUAAUGAUAGCCGGUUAUGGUCACCAUGGGCAUGUAAACAAAGCUGUUAAGCUGUUUCAGGAUAUGUUGGAGAAAGGACUCAAACCGGAUGCAGUUACAUUUAUUGCACUUCUGUCGGCUUGCCGUCACGGUGGCUUGGUAGAACUGGGUGAAAAAUACUUUAACUGUAUGUUGAAAGACUACCAUAUUCUGCCUGAGAUUGACCACUAUGCAUGCAUGAUUGAUCUAUAUGGGAGGGCUAAUCAACUAGAGAAAGCUGUAGAAUUCACGAAAGCAAUUCCUGUGAAACAAGAUGCAGUAAUCUUGGGAGCCCUUCUGAAUGCUUGUAAGCUAAACAGGAAUACAAAAUUGGCAAGAGAAACUGAGAAGAAGCUAUUAAGCAUUGAAGGAGAUAAUGGGGCUCGAUAUGUGCAGUUGGCUAAUGUCUAUGCUGCCGAAGGAAAUUGGACUGAGAUGGGGAGGAUUAGGAACAUGAUGAAGGGAAAUUCAGUGAAGAAGCUUUCUGGUUGUAGUUGGGUUUAUGUGGAUUGUGGGGUUCAUGCAUUUACAUCUGGUGAUAUAACCCACUCAAAAGCAGAGGCUAUAUAUUCACUGCUGGAUUUUUUGACUGCAGAGUUACUUGAAUUGUCUAAAUUCGUUUGAGGGGUAUUUGAACCAUCAAAUUCUGUGUGUUUUCAAAAGUGAAGUCAGCAGGCCUUUGGUCCAGGCAAUUCACCAGUCGACCUGAAUGUGUAUGACUUGGGACCCAUUGAUGGCUAUGUCUAUUGGGCUGGCGUAGGCAUCUUUAAUUCUGGGGUGGAAGUUCAUUGUGUAGAGUAUGCCUUUUGGAGUCCGUGACUACCCAACAACUGGUGUCUUUGAAGUUGACCCUUGACAGUGCCCUGGCUUCAAGUUUAGGAAAUCAACUUUGAUGUGGACAACAUGCUUGGAUCCUUUCCAGGUUAGAAAGUUCAUGGAGCACCAAUCUGCAAACUACAAUGGUGAUACCUAUCACUUAAUUGCGAAGAACUGCAACCAUAUUUGCUAUGAUAAAUGACUGGGAACCCCAUACCAAAAUGGAUGAAUCAACUUGCAACUUGCAAGAAUAGGUUCGCUAUGCAACUGCAUACUCCCUGAAUCCCUUAAGGCUACCAUUGUGCCACGUGACCCUGAUUUCGAAGGAAGAGACGGUGAAAAUAAGAGACUGAGAAGCGCCUUCAGUUGCUUGUCGUCAACCUUGAAGCCUCAGAGGGAAGUAUCCCUGCCUUCACUUUUUCUACACUCUUGUGACAAAGGAUGAGAGAAACUUGCUUUCAGAUCCAUUUGAGUUCUGCAGGAAAGAAAACCCAUCUAGAUUGCUACUAUGUUUUCCUGUUUUUGUAACACUUGUCUGUGUUCCUGGGGUUCACUUCCAUUCGUAAGAUUUUAUCCUGCUGCCGUAACAUUUUUGCAGAUUUGUAAUGUUUAGCAGGAGUAAAACCCAUUAAUUGUUUAAAAUGUACGCGUCUUCAGGUAUAUUGAGGAUUUCUUCUUCAGAAUGGAAGUGUGUCUUUGUGCUUAUCUUUUGCCAGAUUCACGUUUUGUCUGAGCUUGACAUUUACUUGUCAAAUUCUUCUGAGAAUA